Phalacrocorax carbo (great cormorant) is the source of this 8667-nucleotide messenger RNA. The record is from RefSeq and is a predicted model, not a curated record. Lineage: Eukaryota; Metazoa; Chordata; Aves; Suliformes; Phalacrocoracidae.
CCCCGGCGGCCCCGCCCCGCCCCGCGCCGCCCGGAGCCGAGCCGCGCCGCGCCGCGCCGAGGGCAGCAUGCGGGGCGCAGCGGAGCGGGGCUGCUGCCACUGGAAUAACAUGCUUGGAAAUACUUGGUAGUGUUGAUCACUUGUACCCCAGCACAAGAGCUCCAGCUUAAUCCUUUUCAAACACGUCUCUCAGAACAUGGGGGAAAACGAUGAUGAAAAAUACAGUCAAGCUGGCCAGAUAUUUGAAAACUUUGUACAAGCAUCAACGUGCAAAGGUACCAUUCAGGCCUUUAAUAUUCUCACUCGCCAACUUGAAUUAGAUCCUUUGGACAAUAGAAACUUUUACACCAAACUGAAGUCAAGAGUGACCACGUGGAAAGCCAAAGCUUUGUGGAACAAGCUUGAUAAAAGAGCAAGUCACAAAGAGUAUAAACGUGGAAAAUCUUGUGUGAACACUAAGUGUUUAAUUAUUGGAGGUGGCCCAUGUGGCUUGCGGACUGCCAUAGAACUUGCCUUCCUGGGAGCCAAAGUUGUCGUCGUGGAGAAGCGGGACACUUUUUCAAGGAACAAUGUGUUGCAUCUCUGGCCAUUUACAAUCCAUGACCUCCGGGGACUGGGAGCAAAGAAAUUUUAUGGAAAAUUCUGUGCAGGGUCUAUUGAUCACAUCAGUAUUCGACAACUUCAACUUAUCCUCUUCAAAGUUGCACUUAUACUAGGAGUUGAAAUCCAUGUGAACCUAGAAUUUGUGAAAGUCCUGGAACCUCCUGAAGAUCAAGAAAACCAAAAGAUAGGUUGGAGGGCUGAAUUUCUUCCUGUGGAUCACCCCUUGUCAGAGUAUGAAUUUGAUGUUAUUAUUGGUGCAGAUGGCCGCAGGAACACAUUAGAAGGUUUCAGGAGGAAGGAGUUUCGUGGAAAGCUGGCUAUAGCUAUCACGGCCAAUUUUAUAAACAGAAAUACAACUGCAGAAGCCAAGGUAGAAGAAAUUAGUGGUGUUGCUUUCAUCUUCAAUCAGAAGUUCUUCCAGGACCUUAAAGAGGAAACAGGAAUUGACCUGGAGAAUAUUGUUUACUAUAAAGAUAGCACUCAUUAUUUUGUGAUGACAGCAAAAAAGCAGAGUCUUCUGGACAAAGGAGUGAUUAUUAACGACUAUAUUGAUACGGAGUUGCUCCUCUGUGGGGAAAAUGUGAACCAGAGCAAUUUGCUAUCCUAUGCCAGAGAAGCUGCUGACUUUGCAACGAAUUACCAGCUGCCUUCCUUGGAUUUUGCAAUUAAUCACUACGGGCAACCAGAUGUAGCAAUGUUUGAUUUUACUUCCAUGUAUGCAUCUGAAAAUGCUGCACUAGUGAGAGAGAGGCACAGGCAUCAGCUCCUGGUGGCACUUGUUGGAGAUAGCUUGCUUGAGCCCUUCUGGCCAAUGGGUACUGGCUGUGCAAGAGGCUUCUUAGCUGCUUUUGAUACUGCAUGGAUGGUACGGAGCUGGGCUCAAGGAAAACCCCCUUUAGAAAUCCUUGCUGAACGAGAGAGCAUUUAUCGACUCUUGCCUCAGACUACCCCUGAAAAUAUUAACAAGAACUUUGACCAGUAUACCAUUGACCCAGGAACAAGAUACCCGAACUUGAACUCAAGCUGUGUUCGACCUCACCAGGUGAGACAAUUAUAUGUUACCAAUGAGUUACAACAAUGUCCUCUUGAAAGAGUAAGCUCCAUUAGAAGAUCAGUAAAUCUCUCAAGACAUGAGUCAGAUACUCGACCUAACAAGCUUUUGACCUGGUGUCAGAAACAGACAGAAGGGUACCGUAAUGUUAAUGUCACAGACCUGACUACCUCCUGGAAAAGUGGCCUUGCGUUGUGUGCAAUUAUCCAUCGCUUCAGACCCGACCUCAUUGACUUUGAUGCUCUGAAUGAAGAGGACGUUGUCAAAAACAAUCAGCUGGCGUUCGAUGUUGCUGAACAGGAGUUUGGCAUCCCCCCUGUCACCACGGGGAAGGAGGUGGGCUUGGCCGGGGAGCCUGACAAGCUCAGCAUGGUCAUGUACCUCUCCAAGUUUUAUGAACUGUUCAGGGGCACACCUCUGCGGGCAGUAGAUGCUGGCGACAAGCAAAAUGGAGAAAAUAAUGAUCUUUGUUCAGAAAAAUCAUCGAAGUUCAUCUUUAAUAAUUACAUCAAUUUAACUUUACCAAGAAAGCGAGUACCAAAGGUUGAAGGGAAAACGGAAGAAAAUGAGACUAACAAAAGGCGUCGGAAAGGUCUUUUUGGUGUCUUCGAGGAGGCUUCAGGUUUUUCAAGCCAAGGGACAAAUGCUGGGAAAGAACAGAGUGAUGGCAGAGAAGGAAUGAACCGGAAUAAAGUUAAAUCCAUGGCAACUCAACUGCUGGCAAAGUUUGAAGAGAAUGCUCCAAGCACAAUUUUUAGGAGGCAGAAGCAGUCACUGGACAGAGCUACAAGUUCUUGCCCCAUUCCUCAUUCUUCAUCUCCUGCCUCCACUGCUCAGAGCCGUCAGGGAUCUCUGCGAAAAGAAUUUCCUCAGUCUGUCGGAGGGAGUGACAUUUGUUAUUUCUGCAAAAAACGGGUAUAUGUUAUGGAGCGGCUGAGUGCAGAAGGCCACUUCUUUCAUAGGGAGUGCUUCAAGUGUGAAAUAUGUUCUACAACACUCCGUUUAGGAAUUUAUGCCUUUGAUGUUGAAGAAGGCAAAUUUUACUGUAAACCUCAUUUUAUGCACUGCAAAAUCAGUACUAAACACAGAAAGAGAAGAGCAACAUUACAGAUCGAGGGAAAGGAGGCAACAGAAGCAUGGAAGAAAGAGGAACCCAAACCCACAGAGACCACCACAGAAAGCACUUUGUCUACUGCUAGCAGUCCAGAGGACAGGUCCCCAGACCACUGCCUGCCCGUGGCCAACGAGCCCACAUCCCCAAAGAAGGCAAAGAGCAUCCUUGAGCACUGCAACUUGGAGAGCUGGUUCUCGCCCCCUUCCCCCGAGUGGGCCACCGUGAGGGUCAUCCCCGAGGAGGAGAUGACCGAGCACAACCUUCUCGCUAUCCGAGUCAUGGUCACCAGUGAUGCAAGCAGCUCUGAGCUGGAGUCUGAUUUUAAUGGUGAGUCAUCAAACUCUGAAAUAAGCGAAGGACAGACCUCGCUGCUGGAGCCCCAUGCCUGCCCGAGCCCCAUCCGGAGGUGGGCAUCACUCGCCAGGAGCCCUGUGGUGCCAGAGGAAAGCCCCAAAAUAUCCAAAGUUGCCGAUGGUAAGCAGCGCCCUGAGCCAGCGCUACAGAGAGCCAACAGUUUACACUCCUCGGCGUUAAAUAAGUGUCAGAAUUGGAGAAGAAAACUCCAAACGAGUUUCCCUCUACUGUCCAGCAAGAAACCUGGGCUACACUGGAAGGACAGCUCAGCUAGCUGUCAAAGUGGUCCUGGAGAAGAUCACUCCAAAACACAGUUGGCUUCUUACAAGAAACCACCAGAAGUUACAAGAGGAUGUUUCAAAUCCUACAGCCCAGUAUUUCAAAGAAAAGAAAAAGCCAGAGAGAUGCCUGAAGACAUCUGCGUCUAUGUGCCUCAUUGUCCUUUUCAGAGCAGCACUAGAGGUUCAACACAGACCCCUCGUGGUAAUGGGACAUUGGCUGCUGAUUUUUGUGAGCCUGAAGAUACAGACUGUGACACUGGGACUUACACAGCCCAGGGCUGGAAGGAAAAAAACCUGAAGUAUACCUCUGAACCAGAGAAUUUUAACAGGAAGAAAAAAGUGCUGUCAUCUCUGGAUUUGAAAGAGAAAGAUGGCAAAACUACAAGGCACCCAGAAGAAAAGCUUGAGCAAGAAUUAGAGGCAAAAAAGAGGCUGGUACUUUGUACUCAACAGCGACCCUUGUCAUAUGUUUCAAACAGGAUGGACUUAGGUGAAACCGGUCCAGGGCAUCAAAACAAAGGAGCGCCGGUAACUUCAGAGGAAAGAGAUGCUGACUGGAGAAAAGAUGUGUUCAAACUAUCUGGUUGUUCUGUGCCUCGCUUAUUUGCAGACUAUGCUCCAGCAGAUUUGCCUGUUGACCCAAAAGGUGCCCUGAGGAGUCCAGGUGCAGUUGCUAGGGAGAAUACAGCUGGCCAGCCAAAAUCACCACUGAGGCUCAUAGCCAGUGCGAUCAAAAGGUCCAUUUUAGAGCCUCUAACCUUGUCUCCAGAAGGACCAAAACAGGGCUCAGGCAGCAAAGUCAAAGCCUCUUCAGAACAAGGUUUCUUCAGCUUCCCCAGUACUCCUAGCUAUUCCCUAAGCCAAAGGAACAGUAACAAUAAUAGAGCAAAUAACACUCAGCCACAGGAGCUUCAAGUAGGGGAGAGGGCAGGAGAGCAUUUAGGAAAUGGGAGCUCUCUCUCAAAUCCAUCUCAUUUUUCUGUCAGCUCUGAAGAGAGGCCUCUAAGGGAUUACUGUGAGGAGGGAUCCUUCCCAGUCUACAGUCUUCACACUAGGCCUUCCAAGACGACCACUAUACCUCAGAAAUCAUAUUGCACCAGGAUGGAGGAUGUCCCAGGACUCCUAGAAAAGUUUACAUUUAAAGAGACUCCUCCCAGGACUCCCAAGGAUGACAUAUUUAUCUGUAAUGAAAAGCACCUCUUUCUUUCAUCUCCAGAGCCCAAGAACACCUCCAAGGACAAUCUGGAUGACUCUGCACAGAAGGGUAGUCUUGGGUUGCUCUUUGAUAGACUAAGAAGUAAAGUUCAUGACAGAGAAGGGAAUCCCUUCGUGUCAUCUCUGCCUUUCAGGAACAACCGUUCUCCAGAAGACAGGCUACGCUAUCCUUCCACAGGAAGUGAACACCUACCUGUCAGAAAACAAGCUACUGAGUAUUCUACUUCUUCCUCCGAUGAUGAAUUUGAAUCCAAGCCUUCAUUAACACACAAGGCAAAAAGGACUCUCAGAAGGAGAAAGAAGCUGGAGAAGGAGACAAAGCAAUUGAUUAAACAAGAGGAGCUGAAGAGGCUUCACAAAGCACAGGCAGUCCAGCGCCAGCUAGAAGAAUUAGAGGAAAGACAAAGAGCUCUGGAGAUUUUUGGUGUCAAACUGGAAAGAGAACUAAGAGGAGAAUCGGAUUCAGGCACAAGGGAUGAAACUCAGAUGCUACAUGAAUGGUUUGAGCUGGUCCUGGAGAAGAAUAAAUUAAUGCGUUAUGAGUCUGAGCUCCUGAUUAUAGCCCAAGAGCUAGAAUUGGAGGACCACCAAAGCAGGUUGGAACAAAAGCUGAGAGAGAAAAUGGCCAUUGAUGACAGCCUUAAAGAUGAGAUGGAUCUGAAUGAGGAGGAUGAAAUUUUUGCUGAGAUGAUGAAAGUGGUUGAAGAAAGGGACAAACUUGUGUCUACCUUAGAGGAGCAGAGAUUGAAAGAAAAAGCAGAAGACCAGCACUUUGAAAACAUUAUAGUAUCUAGAGGUUAUCAGCUGAGCAGGUUUAAAACAGCCACAUACAAAUUAACAUGAUUUCAGCAAUAUUCGUAAACACGGAGAUACAGUCUUCUGAAAAAUUAAGGAAUUAAAAUUUAAAAUCAGUUUAUUUGGGAAACAUGUUGCUUUGUUAUCAAAAGCUCUUGAGCUGUUCUUUUGCUUAUACCAGAGGGAGCCAUCCCACUAUCAGCUUAAAGGGUCACCGGAAAACAGAAUAGGACUGAAUUUACCUGUCCGAUGGGCAUCGGGGUCUGUGAAAGGGAAGUCAGACCUCUGUCGUUUUCCUGGAAUUUUAUUUCAAUGCUGAGAACAGAGUUUCUGAGAAACAUGAUUACAUAAUUUAGUAUUUUUGAGAUGGCAUUACUUUCCAUCUGUUUGUCUGAAUCUGUAUGUGGUUUUGUUAAUAUUUUGGCACAGCCAAGCCAUGGUGAACUAGUAAAGGUCAGAAAGCAAGCAUGUCAUGUAAAAAUAAGGUUAGUUUUUAUUUCUGGUGGAGGAAGGGUCAUUUGACUAAUAACUACAUAUAAGACCUCAUUAAAACUAUUGUAACUGCAAUGUCAGAAAUUAAUUUCCCAGGUAUUUUUAAGUUUUAAUGCACUGUGUAUUUUUGAACAAGAAGUUAAAGCAACAUGUAAAUCCCUACAUUAGGUAAAAUGGUAAGGGAUUAUCAAAGGGGUGACCACCCUUAAAACUGUUGCAUGCUCAAAAAACCUUUGGUAUGUCACAGGUUUAAGGUCUUUAAAAUAUGCAAAAUGAUAAUUUAAAAAUAGUAAUCCAGACCCAACUGGUAUUUCUAGGGUAGGCUUUACAAGUUUUUGGUAAAACACAUCAUGAGUAGUAUCAUAGGGUGUGAUGAAUGGUGUAGCAGUUAAAGACCUCUCUGAGAAUAAUUCCUCAAAAGGAUUGUAAAAAAUGUCAAAUUUGUAAUGUUGACAUUUGAUAGAAAAUAUUGUGGGUAUAUUUAAACUAAAUUUUUCUUACUGAUUAAGAAGAUAUGAAUAUUUUUGCUCAAAUUAACUCUCUCCUAUCUUUUUUGUACAUGCAUUUGUAGAUAUUGCCAAAGCAGAUGUGCAGAAAUUCUCCUUAGUAUUUGGUGUAAUUUAAGUACUUUCUUAAAUCUGAGAUAAUUCUGCAAUUUAAGAUUGGUAGUACUCCCAACUGUAUGUAUGAUGCACUAGAUUUUCAAACUGAAAAAACAAGGACAAACUGAAAGACUGUUUGGUUUUGAAUACCAUUUUACCUCAUGCUCUGAGAAGAUUUGACGUUCUCAUUAUUUUAUGAAUGGUGCUAAUUUGCUGCAGUUGCCUAUGGUACAGCCAAAGCUAGAAGCAGUCCUGUCAGAAAAGCUUUAAACUAAAAAACCUUUUGGUAAGUACUUGUGGGGUAACAGACACACUGGAUCCUGUCACAAUAAUUUAUGAACUAUCUUAAGGUUUUGCUCUAUUGUAAGAAAUUUAAAAUACCCUUUCUAAAGAUAAAAUCAGGGUUUUACUAUUGACCACAGAUACGUAAUAUACCUCUAUUGGUGCAAGGAAUAUACUAUUGUUCUGCAACAUUUAUGUAUUUAUAUUUAUUAGACUGUUUAAAGAGGAUAAGUGUGUCUGGUUACAGUUUGGAUGUUGUCUCUGAUUUUGAUAAAUGUGUAUUUCUAACAGCUAUGUGUAGGUAAAGCUGUGCAUUGUAGAGUAGACAGCUUUAUUGAUUUGGUAAAUAAUUAGUAAUAAAAUAUGAAUUAAGAUUUUAAAACAACUUUUUCAGUUACCAUAACCUGAAGGGGUACCCUUAAAACAUAGCAUGUAGGACUUUAACAAUAAAAGCUGGCUUUUGUCACAGUGGAAUGACAUAGCAGAAUCCUUGAAUGUGUUCCAAACUUACCAUCAGACAUUUUUUUUUCUGUCAUUCACAGGUAAGCAUACCUGAUCUUAAGAUUACAUUCUUAUUGAGAUGGAUUGCAGCAAUUUAUUUUUAAACUAACUCUGUUACUUAAGAUUGACACAAAGUAGGAGCAGGUAGGGCAGAAAUAAAUAUUUUAAUUUUCUCCAUUGAGAUCUGCUGAUAUUUCCAAUUUUGUGGAGAAAAUUUCUGGAUUUUAUCACUGUUCCCAGAAGCCUCAUGUAAUCCUGUAGAACAAGACUGUCUAGAACAUUUAUCACAGUUUUCUGUAGCAAAUGGAGAGUCAUAAUAUGCAUUAUUAUUAUUUAUUAUAUAUUAUUAUAUAAUAUAUUAUUAUAUAUUAUAUUAUUAUAACAGCAUUAUUAAGCUAUUUUUAGAACAUUUUAAAGCAAACUUCUUAUUGCUUUGCACAGGAGGGGAAUUCAGCAGAAGACUCCAGUUAUAUUACUCAAAGAUUGUUUUUUUUCUCACCUCACUUUUGCAAUCUGAAAAGUCCAUUUGCCUUAGUGUUGCUGCUGUACAAAGAGGAAGAGGAAGGGCAGCAUCAGAGCAACAUGAUGCCUCUAACCCUGAGGAGGAGAUUGCUCUCCUCUGCCAAAGCCCAGCCUGCUGCAUCUCUCCAGGGGAGGUGCACACACUGCAAUCGGUCAGAUUCAGGUUGCUCUGAAUUGCAUAGAAGCACUGAGAUUUCAGUUUACAGCAGAUACCUGUUCAGCUAGAAAACCAAAUGCGAAAGGGUGCUUUCAUUUUAGCUCUGAAGAUUUGAGUUCUUGACAGUAUUAGAGUCAACAGAAGCUGAGGGCCAUCAGCAUUUUAUGGACCUCCAAAAUACUUUUUGCAAAAAAGUUAUGUUUCUGGUUGCCAUGUGGGCAUAACGUAUGUUCCACCCAAAACUCUGUCUGCUCUUGGGUGGAAAAAUCUGUCAGGCUACUGUUACCCUGCCUGAUAUUAAGCACCUCACAUGAUUAGAUCCAAAAAUGAAGUGUGCAAGUGAUUUAGAAAAAUAAUAAACUCUUAAGUCAUUUAAUGCAAGUCUUCAUAUAUCAUGAGAGUAGAGAAGGAGGGGGGAAAAAAAGAGAAGCUAUGUGCACUGUUCACAGGUCAAUUUAAUAUGGUUGGCUUGUAUUAGAAAUGUAUUUAAACUUUGGUUUGGUUAUGAGUCUCAGUGCUGCUCAAUCUUUUCUGUAAAUUGACUCACUAACUUAAAAAAGAUUUGUUCAUUUUUAAGUCCUCGGCAUUGUCAUUUUUGGGUAUAAUGUGAUGUGCUAGAGUAUAUUGACUAUGUCUAAAUGGGCUAGUUUUGAGCAAUUUUCUAUUUGAAAAAAUAAAAUUAUAUCUCACUCUCUGAA